CGUCAGACUUGCGUUGUGAGUUUUAAUGUUAACACUAGACAGAAUUGAUGAGCCCAGUGAGCCACAUAGUACACUACCUAUCAAAUUAGCCUAUACCUCAGAAGUCCAGCAUUAUAUUUCCAUGUACCCAGUGCAUGAUACACAUACUAAUUAUAAAAUAAUAAUUAAGUAAUUAAGCCCCUGUGACUCACACGAUAAUUGCUGGAGACGAGCAUCGACCCACAUCAUCCACUCCAGCUGUGCGUAAAAGCCCCUGUGCGGAAAAGGAGCUCUGUGACCCAAUAGCGCAUCAUCAGGGAAGGCGCGCUGUUGUUCUCUCUUUCAGCAUCUAAAAUAAUCCAGCAGAAAGGUGUAGACAUACCUGCACACACAUAUUUAUUAAUAGCUGUAAUCCAGGCGAAAAGCAUUAACCUUUUUAUUUUUACGCAGACACAUUUAAAGGGGAUUACGCACGGUGUUCAAUGAUGGAGCUCGUUAAACUUGUUCUAAUAGUUGUGCUGCUUCUGACAACUGUUCUCUCUCAAGAAAUGGAUGUUGACAACUGGAGAGAAGACAUCGAAGAGGACACAUGGCCAAACUCUGAUGUAAUUCAAGAUAUUUUUGUGAGAAUGACCAGAAAACCAGGACCACGCCAAUAUCUCGGACUAAUGGGGAAGAAAGACUCCGCUAAAACACAGACAGCACGUAAACGGCAUAGAUUUCACACCUUUGUGGGUCUGAUGGGUAAAAGGAGCUUUGAGGAUCAAGGUGUGAUACUUCCAACUGUGACAAUGAAUAUACUGAAUAAACUGAAGGGUAAUUUGGGUGAAAAUCUGCCUGGUAACCGCUGACUUCAUCCCUGUAGGCGCAGUGAGCUACACAGAAGAUUGAGCAUCUGCGAUUGUCUAACUUCCGACGGACAUGUUUUUCUUGUAUUUGGUCAGUCUGCCAUCCUUUCAUCAAAAAUGUCACAUUUAACAGUCGAGUUUAACACAGUUGUCAAUGCUGAGAACCUUUUAGGCAAACAGCGCUAUCUAGUGUUCAAAUAAAAUGGUCUGAAAAUGUUAAAUGUAUGACUAAAAUAAAGUUACCAGUAAUAUUUAAAUAAGUUUCAUGUACCCAAAAAAAAAAAAAAGUAUUAUCACCUAAAAAAAAUUGACCACAACAGUUUUCAUAAUAAACCCAUCUCACUCCUCAAUAUCAUCACAGGUUUAUUAAGUGACUUUGUACAAUACAAAUGAAAAAUGAAAAAUACAGAGAUGGAGUACAUAGCCAAAGCAAAAUGCGGUGUUGACUCUUUAUUUCCCACAGACAGUUACCGCAGAGGGACUGAAAUCAUGUUUUUCCUUAAAGCGUCCAUGGAUCACUGUUACAUGUGGAAGUGUGUUUCUGUUCAACAGUGGACGCUGCUCUCAAGUCUCUGAGGAUUUUCUCAACAUACAAAAGAAGUUAUUACUUCAGCUGGCUCGGUAUAUAUAAAAAAA
Molecule: messenger RNA, 1463 nt
Organism: Perca fluviatilis (European perch)
Lineage: Eukaryota; Metazoa; Chordata; Actinopteri; Perciformes; Percidae
Product: protachykinin-like
Exons: 4
Coding region: 462-830 (122 amino acids)
Biological process (GO): tachykinin receptor signaling pathway
Source: RefSeq, a predicted model, not a curated record